UUACUAGUAAAGCACACUAACCACUCAACUACCAAUGCCCUGCAUUUUAAUUAAAUGCAGAACAACGCACAAAGUUUAAAAACACUGUUUCUUGUGAACUGAAAACUAGAUGUGUUCAAGUCAUUUGGGGACUUUCAUUAAAGCAAAAAGCACAACCAAACAAGCAAGCACCAAGGGCUCCGAACACUAACUUUGUUUACCACGAUGGCUGACGAACUUGCAGCAGAUUUAAAUGUGGCUUUGACCCACUCUGACCUUGGUGAGGGUUAACCAGCAUGCACGUCACCCGCAUCCAAUGCAACCGGUUCGCUCAGACAGCUCGUGGGCUGAACACUAAACACUUCCCAUCUUUAUGUGCCAUACACUGCCAGGCACGAAGGUAGAACCUCCUUUCCUGACUCUUGGGUUCACUGGCAUUACGUGAAAAGCGCGAGAAAAUUGUUUACGCGUAACUACGCAGCUGGUCUGUAUGGACCAGAAUGCCCAGGUUAGGUGUAUGAGAUGAACGUAGAGUGUUUGGGACUGAGCACUUACCAAAGAUAUCACAAUGACACCGGCACCAUGGCUUCGUGCGGUUCAAGUUCUCAGUUUGGCGUGCAGUUUAUCUCUGAAUUCAGGAUCGUACUGGUGGGAAACCGAGGAGCUGGAAAAACAUGUCUGGCAAAUAUGAUUCUACACAGACAGCCCACGGCCCCAAGGAGAACGGCCCGGUGCGUGAAGAUCCGCGGAGUGGCGGCCGGGCGGCUGGUCACCGUGGUGGACACGCCGGGCUGGUGGAAGAACUUUCCCAUUAGUGAGACCCCCGAGGUCCUAAAACAGGAGCUGGCGCUGAGCGUGACCCACUGCGCUCCCGGGCCGCACGCCGUCCUCCUGGUCGUCCGCCUGGAUGCUGAUUACAAGGACAGGGCCAGAAGAGCAGCACAGGAGCACCUGGAGCUCCUCGGCGAGGGCGUCUGGCGCCACGCGAUGGUGGUGUUCACCUACGGCGACGGGCUGCAGGAUCAGGCGGUGGAGCGCCGCCUCGGAGGGGAAGGAGAGGCCCUCCUGCAGGGGCUGGUGGACAGAUGUGGGAGCAGGUACCACGUCAUCAACGUUGACCGCUACAGCGCGCCGGGCGUCACGAGCCUGCUGGAGGCCAUCGAGGAGAUGGUGUGGAGGAAUGGCGGCCUACCCUACGAAGCGGCCCCGGAGCCCCUGCGCCAGGUCACAGAGGAUAGGAGGGCAGCAGAGGCGAGGGCAACCAAGAGGAGGAUGACGGUACAGGAACGAAGAGUGAGCCGUGAAGGUCAUAACUGCACCCUGCCUAGUGUAUCGAUGGUCCUGUUAGGCUAUCGGAGAGCUGGAAAGACUUCAGUUCGGAACACCAUUUUUGGAAGAGGGAACUCUGGCUGCAGGAGAACAUCCCAGUGUGUGAAGACCCAGGGAGAGGUAGCGGGGAAGCUGGUCACCGUGGUGGACACACCGGGCUGGUGGAAAGCUCUUCCAGCGCGAGACACCCCGGAACUGGACAAGCGAGAAAUGUUCUCCGGCGUGGCGCUGUGUUCUCUGGGAGCGCAUGCUUUGCUCCUGGCCAUCCGUGCAGAUAUGACGUUUACCGCGGACGACAGGAAAUCGGUGGAGGAGCACAUGGAGCUUCUCGGCAAGCGAGUCUGGAACCACACUGUUCUCCUGUUCACGCACGCUGAUCUGCUCGGCGACACGGCCAUCGAGCAGUACAUCGAAAGCGAGGGGGGGGACCUGAAGCUGCUUGUGGCGAAAUGUCAGAACAGGUAUCACGCACUCGACAAUGCGAAUUUGGCCAAUACCAGUCAGGUCACCCAGCUCCUCCAGAAGGUAGAGGAGACAGCGUCUGAAAGCGGGGGCCGCCGUUAUGAAGUGGACCAGAGGGUUUACAAGGAAUGGAGGCAGAAAUGGAGAGCGGUGGGGAAAAAAGUGAAGAAGAAGAUGAAGAAUCGAGGGGUGAUGAACUCGGCGAAAGGUGGCGGACAGCAUCUCUCUGAGCUUAGUCUUGUUCUGCUGGGCUACGCUGAAUCUGGAAAGACAUCAACGGGAAACACCAUCCUGGGAACGGCAGCGUUCGGAUCCGGAAGGACCUCGCAGUGCGUCAGGAGGUGCGGAGUGGUCGCGGGAAGGCGACUCACCGUCGUGGACUCCCCCGGCUGGUGGAAGCGCAGUCCGUCCGAGCGCACCCCGCAAGACACCAAGAGGGAGAUCGGGCGGAGCGUGACCUUGACCGCUCCCGGGCCUGUGGCCUUCCUGCUGGUCGUCCGACUGGACGGUUCCUUUCAGGAAGAAGAGAGACGGGCCGCGGAGGACCACCUGGGGCUCCUGGGGGGGGCAGCGUGGGAGCGGACCGUGGUCCUGUUCUCCUGCGGGGACUGGCUAGGAGACAGGCCCGUGGAGCUGCACGUGGAGAGCGAAGGCCAGGCCCUGCAGUGGUUGCAGGAGAAGUGCGGUGGAAGGUGUUGCGUCUUUAGCAACAGGAAUCGCCACGGCACAGGCACACAGGUCGCCGAGCUGCUGGAGGAGGUCGAGGAGUUGUUAGGGAGAGACGGAGCGCUCGGUCCAACUGGGACUUGAAGGAGAAUUCGUAGACGAGGUCGGGGGAAAGGCAAGGCAGUCAGGGAGGCACGCGAAAACAACAGGAAGUAUCAAGUAUGGAUAUACAGUCAGAACAACAUUUAAUUAAACCAGAGUUCCAGCAAUACUUCAGCAAAUUAGAUUUCUCCCAAUGACGUUUUUGCUGGAUGUUUAAUAUGUAUGAAAUAUAGAUACUAAGUUAUAAUUGGAAUCCUUCACACUAAAUCUAAUACGCCACUACCAACUCAUUAUAAUAUUACUGUAAUGAGCAAAUGUUACUUGCUGUUGAGUAUCGUUAUUCAUGUGGAUUUAUUCUUCUUGCUCGCACAUAAGCAUUCAAAUGGUUUCUGUUCAGUGGCAUUAAAAAAGUCGCACGAAGAACACAUAUAUUAUCCGCAUGCACAUCACCUAAACGUCCGCAAGGCUUAUAAAACGUUUUUAGAGCAAGUGGGGAAUGGUGCUAAAUAAAAAAUGAAACAUAGAAGAACAAACUAAUCUGAAAGACAAACAGAAGAUUUGAAACUUUAAAAAGAAAACUUAUCUCACUUUUCUCAAGGAUAGCAUGACAGCUCUGUCAAAUCAACGUUUGGCAAACAGCAAGUGAGACUGAUAGACUCGUGUUUCUGGAGCGGAGCCAGACGUCUCCGCUCAUGUGGUUUGAUAUGCUUAUUAUGGCGUCCAGAAUAAAGCAUUCCGUCUUCUCCGUUAUGACGUCUCGUAAGGCCCUUCUCCGCUAGGAAAGGGACUGUGGAAUGUGGAAUGGAGAAUAUUAAAUAGUUAAGAGAGGUUAAACCCAGCCUCUUUAUUAGGGAAACCUGACCUUUGAAGGUUUUUAGAGGUCGUUUGAAGCAGCGUUGUCCUGUGAUUGGGCCAGCACUACUACACUACCCAGGCGCAGGUUCUAGCAGUGAAUUAGUGAUUAGUGGGCUUGUAAAUUUGCUGACUGCAGGAUAACAGCUUUUCUUUUUUAAAUGACUUUAUUUACAACUUGUACACCAAUUUCCUCACCCGUGCACGUCCUGAUUCACUCCAGCUAACCCAGUGUGAACACUGCCGCGUUGUUACCAUUCCUCCCACGUCUUAGUGGUCAGAGGUCUCAUUAUACCACAUUACGGCCUGCAAGUUGAACGCUCGUUUAACACAAUCAAUAAAAUUUGAAUAUAAAUAAAAUCGAAUCAUAAUUAUGUGCAGCAGAUCGUUUUUUUCUCUUUUUUUUCCCUAAGAACCUAAUUUCAAAGUAAUGAGCACCAUGUUGUACAAGAAAACGGAGAUAGUGAGAGAGAGUUGAGGGGCAAAAGAAAUUAUCAAAGUAUCUUGAAAAUAUUAAGCCCUUAGCCCCCGCCACGGCACCCACCUUCAUGCGCAGUAUUUUCAGAAAUUAAACAAAUGAAUUAUUCAUAUCCCAUCUUUAGCGCAGCCAGCGUAGAGGCCGUAUAACUAAUAGGUUCUCCCAGAGGGGACGGAAUCGCAGAAGGAGCGUUGAAACGAGAGACGACUUUGAGGGAGCAGGACAUGUUCAAUCCAGUAAUCACGCUCAU
Messenger RNA from Electrophorus electricus (electric eel), 4118 nucleotides. Its product is annotated as GTPase IMAP family member 8. The record is from RefSeq and is a predicted model, not a curated record. NCBI's taxonomy places the organism in Eukaryota, Metazoa, Chordata, Actinopteri, Gymnotiformes, Gymnotidae. Gene Ontology annotation, molecular function: GTP binding.